AUGGACGACGCCUCGGCGCCGGCAGAGGCGCGACGGUCCAGCAUCGAAAAGGCGCCCCUCGUCCUCGACACCCCCCCGCCGUUCGACGGUCUACCAGACGAAAUCAUCGAGCAGAUACUCCUCGCCACAGAUCCCAAUGGCUUCGCGUCUCUCAUGACCCUCAACCGAAAAUGGAGAGACGUAUCCCAGCGCCCGCACCUCUAUCGAUACCACCUCGCACGAUGUCCGUCAUAUGCUUCGUCCCAUCACAAGCUGCCCAGUGCCGAUGACGAAAACUUGUCUAUCCUGCGACUGCUGUUUGCCAGCGAGAUCAAGCGCAAUCUCUUCGAAUCCUACGUGCGACCGAACGUGACCGUAUUCAAGCUCGUGUCCAAGGCAAUCGGCUCUUCAUCAUGUCCAGGAGGGGAAGGCAUGGCAUUCACCACGUCGCCAAACGGGCAUCACGUAUUGGCGUAUAACUCUUCUAGGCUGUACCUUAUAAAUACUCAAGGAUCCAGGAUCGACAUAAGGCGAGAGUUCAAGCUGCUGCGACGCCCAGUAUCGGCAUGCGUAUCCAACGACGCGAGUCUCCUGGCUGUUCUCUCCAACGAGAUGCAAGUUGACGUCUACGACCUGAAGCAGUCCCCGCCGAAACGAAAACAGUCCAUGAUUCUCGACAACGACCCACGAACAAUUGCCCUGUCGCCCUGCGGCACAGUUCUCACCGCGGCCUAUGACGGCGGUAUCGAAGUCCAGGCCUUGAGCCGUGGGGCGUCUCCCACCGAAAGGCGAGCCGUCAAGUGCGACGCAGUCGACGCUUUGGCGUUCUCCUUUGAUGGCACACAGAUUCUUGGGACAACGCUUCACUCAUCCCCGCCGAGCACCGUCGUCAUCACCGCGCCAUACUAUGAUCCCGGCGCUCUCACAAUGGACGAAGGCGAAGAUAAUCUCAGCGCAAUGUGGACCACGUCCAUUCUAUUUCCCAACUCGAGUCGAGACUGCAGUCAUGCCGUGCUGCUACAGGAUGGAAGCCAGGACGAGGCUGCCUGGGCAUUUGCAUACGAUCGCAGCUUUGAAAGCUUUCGUGCUGUGAGGAUCGAUGAUUUGAGAAACGGCACCACUCAUUUUACUGGACCAGUGCCCAAAACAGCCUCACAAGCAAAGCUCCUUCCUUGUACGCUGCCUUCGGCUACGUACCAUGGCGAGCUGGUGUCGGCGUGCUUCCACGGCAACGAAGUUUGGGUCUAUGGAGUACCUGAGGACCUGACGACAGUACCUGACGCUGCUCUAGCGAACGGUGAUGCUUCUGGAUUGGGUAGGAGGAACAGCGCUCAGAGCCACUCGUCGCGAUCUCCGUCCAUCAGGACGCAGGAAGUUGCUGUGCCCGCAGCUGCCAGUGCUAGAGUUCCCCAGUGGCAGAUCCUAUGUGAUAAGCUGAGGAACAACUUCGUGGCGGGACACAAGACGUCAGAAGUGAUAGGCGUGAGCAACGUGAAGUGGGUUUCAAAAUUUGGCGAUACUUUGCUCAAGGAACGACUUAUUGUCACUGCUACUGGGGUUACAGGGCCUAGGCUCGUCACCGAAGAUGAGGACUUUGACUUUGUUGAUGGUGGCAGAAUUGCUCUAGUAGAUUUCGGCUACGCCGUCACCGACGGAACUGAAACAGAGGUGAUUAUCGAAGUCGGAAGCGAUGAAGCCGAAGUUCUCGAAGAGGAGCAACGCGAUAUAGAAGUCGAUGUUGCCAUCGUGCGACGAAGGACAGUAGCCCAACGAGGGGGGCGAGGAGGUUCACGGAGAGGCAGCUUGAUGCGUACCGCAACAGUCGCUGGCAUUCAUACUUCUCCCACUUCGUCUGCUCAGUAUAUUGUAUCACCCAUCUCACCUAUAUCAACUCGAAGCGUCGAGGACGACGACCCUCUAGUGCCGAGGACGAUGAAUCGAAUUCCUAUCAGCCGCCCAAUUAUCCAAGAGCCCAUCGACGAUGAAGAAUUCUUAUCGAUUGAAGAACAGGAGGCCCUGGAUGCCCCAUACGCGCACUCUAGCCCGCGAUCAGGGACAACACUGCGCCGAGCAGCUACAGUGGCCGCUGCAAAUCGUCGUCUAAACCCACGGACGGCAGACGGCCGGCCCAUAGAAUACCGUCGGGCAGACGGUAGGAGAGAGCACCCCCAUGAGAGUGAUGCGGAUAAUUGGGAGCCGCCACCACCACCUUAUCAGAAAGAGGAUCCAGGAGAUACACCCGCCUUUCUGCGCGGGCGCGCUGUGUUGGCGUCUGCCUCAAUACCAGCGCAAACACAGCCGUACCUACCAGUACAAAUGCCUCAACCACCAACUUUGACGAUCCCAUCAAGCAUUCAGCCGUUCCCGAGUUUCGUCGUACCCGAUGUUGAUGCUGUUAAUUAUAGCGUAUCAGCUCAUGGGAGAUCCGCUAGCGACUCAACAAGUGUGAUAAGCAGGCUACGGGUUGAAGACGACGUGCCUCUGCCCUUAUCAAGCACAUCUGGACCGCUAGAUCAUGAGGAUCUAUACGGAAUAUCUCCUCCAACUUCACCAGUGAUGACUCACAGCCAAGACGGUCGAUCUACAGCCUUGUCGCGGGGAUCCGUCACGCCACAACCUACCUCAGUGACAUCAAAUUCUUCAACGGCGCAGCAUGAGGGUAGUCCUGCCGCUGGAGUUGCCAUGUUGCAUCCUGAAUUUGAUUUCGGUGGAUCGAGCCUAGGGCUCGACUCUGCCUCAAUUUCCACAAUGGAGACCAGCGACGCCUCAUGUUGCCUUUUAAGGAGGCCCUCUAAUGCCCAGACCUGGCCAAUGGCUGCUCCGGAAGAAAGAGGCGGCCCAAAUGCUGAAAGCGAAACAGUCAACCCAGCUUUACCACCCGCCCCUAGUUCGGACCAAAUGGCCAGGCUUAUCAGGAGGGCCAGUCAGGGGAAUCCACUCAACUUGUCGGGUAGCCUACUCUCAUCGCAGAACCCUCAGGUACAGCGACCACAGCCGAUCGGGGGCUCUUUGACUUCCACUGCAAACGAGCCUAGUCCCGCAAUCGAUCAGCCCCUUAUCAUCAGUACGCCGCGAGGCGUAGGCGGUGUCUUUGAUCCGCCGGAGCGCAGAACAUCUCGCCGGGGUGAUAUGCCGAUCGUAGCGCCUAUAGCCAGACGCCCUCGCCCAACAGGCGGCUCUGCCCUCGCUCCCACAGUAGAAAGGCUGGAAACGAUCUCGACUGGCACCGAAGCUCCACUAGAAACCAGUACUCUCGCCUUGCCGACGUGGAUGAAGGGGGCACCUACCUCGCCGGGCAGGCAGCCAUCGAAUAUGAAUAGACGACCCAGUCGGGCUGAGAGAAGCGCGGCAAAGAAUAUGCGGGACGCGAAGAAACGAGGGUGGAACGCGAACGCCAAGAAGAGAAAGGACGAGAUGAAGAGAGUUACUGCUAUCUUAGAGGACGAUCAUAACGGCAGCGUCUGGGUGGACGUGGACGCUCCGGCCAUUGCAAAGGACCAUGAUAAAAAAUGCAGCGUUAUGUGA
Trichoderma gamsii is the source of this 3504-nucleotide messenger RNA. RefSeq lists its product as hypothetical. Lineage: Eukaryota; Fungi; Ascomycota; Sordariomycetes; Hypocreales; Hypocreaceae. The record is from RefSeq and is a predicted model, not a curated record. Gene Ontology annotation, molecular function: protein binding. Bases 1 to 3504 code for a protein of 1167 amino acids. The transcript is spliced from 2 exons.